AUUCUCUAUAAAAGAAGACGCUAGUUAAGGGUAAUCCAGAUUUGGAGCUGAAGAAAAGCUGUACCUGAUAUCCAGGAGAAAGAAAGAAAAAAUACCUGAGCCGACUUUGCAGUGAAGAUCUGAAGCUUCAUUGAAGAAUGAAAAAAGUGAUGCUAUUGGCCGUCAGUUUGCUGGCGCUAGCGACAGGGGUCCUCAGUAACUGCCGUGGUAGCUGGCCUUGCUGUGCUUCCAACGAAUUCAACCCGGCGUCUCACGAGUGCUGCAGAGGGGUUAUAAGGCCCAAGAAUUCAUCGUCACCAUGCCCUGUAGACCCCGUGCAACCUUCACAGCAGCCCCAGGGGCAGCAAGGAAAGCCUUGCAUGGGACCACGAUGCCAGAGACCUAGCGGACCCAACAUGCCUGCUGGUCCUUCCGGAAGACCCCAAAGACCAAACCGCCGUCCAUCACAACCACAGGGACCGCCUUGCCAGGGACCACGAUGUCAAAGACCAGGAGCACCUAACAAGCCAGUUGCUCCUUCCGGAGGACCUCAAGGACCAAACCGCCGUCCAUCACAACCACAGGGACUGUCUUGCCAGGGACCACGAUGUCAGAGACCAGGUGUACAACAGUCAGGGCAGCAACGAAGACCUUGUACAGGUAAUAACUGUAGGCAAGGGGCGGGUAGAGAAGACAGUAGUCGUGGACCCAACAGAGGGCCCAGCAGUCCGAGCAACCGUUUUAGAGGUCCCAACACACCUGGCGAGCGUUUUAGAAGGCCCAGCAAACCCAGCGCCCGUUCCAGAGGGCCUAAGUCACCUGAAAGUCGUUCCAGAGGGCAGAACAGAUACAGGUUUGGUGACCGUGAUGAUGAUCGUUAUGGCUCAAAGAAAAGAGGUGAUUACGAUCGCCGAUUCAAUGCAAAUCGGGCUAUGCGCUUUAGAAAUGGUACAAGAUUGAGUUGGAAUGUAACAUCAGGCUGCAAGGGAAGUUACAAUUGCUGUCUUGGCCUCUCCUUUGACCAAGCCACUCAGUUUUGCUGUGCUGGAGUGGUGCACAAUAUGGGAACCAACAAUGCCUGUUGUCGUGGUCAACCUUUCCAAACUGCCACCCAUAAAUGCUGUUCUGGUGCCAUCAGACUCAUCACCGACCCCGCCCCCUGCUUUCAACGAAGGCAACCCCAGAACCAACCAGGAAAUCAAAAAUGGAGUUCUUUUCAAAAUACAAUGAAACCGAGCAGCAGGGCACCUCCCAAACCUCCACUUUGCGCAGGACAAGCCUUUGAUGCUGCCACCCAGUUCUGUUGUGCAGGCAUUGUGAGAGGCACUGCAGAAAACAAUGCCUGUUGUCGAGGAAUUCCAUACAACUCGGCUUCAAGCAACUGCAUCUUUGGAGAAGUUCAACCAAAACAGCAAUAA
This is a messenger RNA of Lingula anatina, 1397 nucleotides long. RefSeq lists its product as uncharacterized. The record is from RefSeq and is a predicted model, not a curated record. Lineage: Eukaryota; Metazoa; Brachiopoda; Lingulata; Lingulida; Lingulidae.